AAACGGGAAAUUUACAAAGAUUAUUUAGAAAAUAAUACUCAUCGUUACUUGUACUGUUUUAAUCAAUAUCACAAUUAUUAAUUACAUAAAAGAUAAGUCGCGCCAGGUCAAAACUUUAAAACAUUUCUGGAUUUGUCAGAUGAAGAUAACUUUGAACCUGAUCUACAUAGCAAAUCAUCAUUAAUUACUGCACGAUUUAGUAAGAAAGUGGUUAUUAUAAAUCGAUAAAAUGUUGAAAAUACUGUUCCACCUAGUCGGCGCUAUUCAAUUUUUUUAUGGUUGCUACUACGACUAUAAUUAUGUGAUCGUUCCACCUUCACCAAAAUCGCCAUCAACAUUUGGUGGAAAAUUCAAAUACCUGACUUAUUUGAAUGCCAUGCUUCAAACCUUAUACUUCACCAUUGCUCUACUUAAUGAUUUGAUUGGCAGUGAAGAUGUUACUCCAUCAGAAAAACCUUUAAUUCGAAGGAUAAAAGAUGCUAUUUUCAGUGCACUCGCAUUCCCCAUAUCAUUAUUUGUUGGUAUAACUUUUUGGGGAAUCUAUGCAGUGGACAGAGAACUGAUUUUGCCCAAAAUGUUGGAUGCAGUAUUUCCUGCUUGGCUGAACCAUGUGAUGCACACUAAUAUCCUUCUAUUCACAUUUGUAGAACUUGCAUCUUCAUUCAGAAUGUACCCUCCGAGAAAACGGGGAUUGUCAAUUCUUACAACUUUUAUGUUGGCUUACGUAGUUUGGGUUCAUGUCAUCUAUUUCAAGUCUGGUACCUGGGUAUAUCCCAUAUUAGCUGUCUUGAGUUGGCCCCUGAGAAUAAUUUUCUAUAUUUUCAGUCUUAUGCUUGUGUUUGGAUUUUAUACACUUGGUGAAACUUUGAACAAGUCCAUUUGGACCAAAGAGGUUGAGAUAACAGUAAAGUCAGAAAAGAAAAAAGCGAAAUAAUUAAUUUCAAUAGUCAUUUAUGUCUCUUACUCAGUAGUAUAAUUAUUUGAAAUACGUAAUUUUCCGCUUUAAAUUUUUGAUGUUUACAAAUUAGAAAUGAAGCAAUAAUUUUCAUAGUAUUGUA
Aricia agestis (brown argus) is the source of this 1058-nucleotide messenger RNA. RefSeq names its product androgen-induced gene 1 protein-like. The record is from RefSeq and is a predicted model, not a curated record. The coding region runs from base 230 to 934 and encodes 234 amino acids. The transcript has 2 exons. Lineage: Eukaryota; Metazoa; Arthropoda; Insecta; Lepidoptera; Lycaenidae. Gene Ontology annotation, cellular component: endomembrane system; membrane.